GUGCGCGCGGCGGCGGCGCCGGGGCAGCAGCGCGUCCUGCGGCUCGCGGGGGCCGCGCGGGGCCUCCCAGAGCCGCCGGGCCCGGCCCGAGCGCCAGCGGCUAAAAACAAUAAACAGUUGAACUUCUCUUUAUGAAACUGAUCAUCACUCAAGUGUAGUUUUUGAUGUAUGGUCUCUAAAGCCCCCCACUAUGCCAGCAGCUACUGUAGACCAUAGCCAAAGAAUCUGUGAAGUUUGGGCUUGUAACUUGGAUGAAGAGAUGAAGAAAAUUCGUCAAGUUAUACGGAAGUAUAACUAUGUAGCCAUGGACACAGAAUUUCCAGGAGUGGUUGCAAGGCCUAUUGGAGAAUUCAGAAGCAACGCAGACUAUCAGUACCAACUAUUGCGCUGCAAUGUCGACUUGCUAAAAAUAAUUCAGCUAGGACUGACAUUUAUGAAUGAGCAAGGAGAAUAUCCUCCAGGAACUUCAACUUGGCAAUUUAAUUUUAAAUUUAACUUAACAGAAGAUAUGUAUGCUCAGGACUCUAUUGAACUGUUGACGACAUCUGGUAUCCAGUUUAAAAAGCAUGAAGAAGAGGGAAUUGAGACACAGUAUUUUGCAGAACUGCUCAUGACAUCAGGAGUUGUACUGUGUGAAGGAGUCAAGUGGCUUUCCUUUCAUAGCGGAUAUGACUUUGGCUAUCUAAUCAAAAUCCUGACAAACUCCAAUUUACCUGAGGAAGAGUUGGACUUCUUUGAGAUACUGCGGUUGUUUUUCCCUGUCAUCUAUGAUGUAAAAUAUCUCAUGAAGAGUUGCAAAAACCUGAAGGGUGGAUUACAAGAAGUGGCUGAGCAGUUAGAGCUGGAAAGGAUAGGACCACAGCAUCAGGCAGGAUCCGAUUCUUUACUCACAGGAAUGGCCUUUUUCAAAAUGAGAGAAAUGUUCUUUGAAGAUCACAUUGAUGAUGCCAAAUAUUGUGGCCACUUAUAUGGCCUUGGUUCGGGCUCAUCUUAUGUACAAAACGGCACAGGAAACGCUUAUGAAGAAGAAGCCAACAAGCAGUCAUGACAUGAAAUGAAAGGCCAUCUUUUUGACCUCCACAUGCUUGUAUAUAGGUUUUAUCUCUGGCUGAACCCCUUGGACAAUAAGGCUUUUUUCCCCCCUUUCUCAGUACACUUUCUUUUCUGCCUUUCUAUGUACUAAACUUGACUGUUCCUAUCACAGAUUUUGAUCUUGAUAUGUAAAAUUUUCUGGGUUACAUUUUGGCCUCUUAACUAGCCCAUUUGUAAAGAAGCAUGUAUAGGAUCAGUGUGGAAGAGAGAAGGGGAAAGUUGAAUCAUAAUGAACAGUCUGGUAAAUUUACCUAUAUUGUUUUUCCAGUUUUUUGUCUCUUUCCCCUCCCUUCCUCAAUUAAUUGGCUCUGAUUGUAAUUAACUUCCCUCUUCAUGUCUGUUCCUUCCACUGUGCAGGCGUUUUAGCUAUUCAAGAUUGUGGACCAUCAGAUUUGCACUUUAGAGAGAGACUGACUCAGAUCCUCUGUUUUAUUUGAAGUUUGUUUUGGUUUUUUCUCUUGCCCUCAGCUAGAAAACAAUCAUCUGCCAAGUUCAGCAGCUUCAAGCUGUAUUUGCUUGGCAUCUCACCCCGUAAUCUCUGUUUGUUAAAGCGAAACAAACUACUGAAAUCAUAGUAACUGCUCUUAUUUUACUAUUGUUCAGUCAUCUUCAAACACAUCCUGCACGUGUCAACUGCUGUUUGGCCUGCUGCUUUAAAACCACUCUGUGAUGGGGGAAAGAGGCUUGAAAAAACAGCUUUACACCCUUCAGGAAAAGAACAGCUAUGGCUUUAGCCUUUUUGCCAUUAAGCUGAGAGUUGAAGAAUAUUGGAAAAGUAGAAGUCUUGUAAUGGCACACUUCCCUUGAUUAACCUCCUAGCUUUUAUUCUAGUAAUGUGCACCUCAGAUAUUUUUUAUGAAGUCAUAUUUAUUAUGUACUUGAUUUCAUGAUUUUUGUAAGUCAGUUUAGUUGAAGAUAAAACCCAAAGAUCUGAAAAAAUACUAUUUAAUUGAAAUAUUGAAUUAGAAGGACAAUUAAAUCAUGCUUUUUUGUAGUUGUUACAAAGACAGAUGUUACAGAUACUUGUUGUGAAACAACAAAAUAUGAAUAAUUUACAGCUAAUAAAGUUACCUGAGGAGUGUAAUGCUAGCUUAUUUUUGAGUAUAUUUUACAAUGUAUUUUAGAUAUAUCGUUUUAAAGGACCCUGGAGAAUGUUCUCAACUCUGCAUAGCAUAUAUACAGAGCAGUUGUGCAGGAAGGAGUUUUGGUAUUGAAUAGCUAAAUACUAGCCUGAAAUGAUGGAACGUGUGACAUUGUGUGUCUGCGUGUGCACACGUGUGCGUGACACAGAAAUCAAUGGUAGAAAAAUCUCCAAAUGUUCACCAAAUAUUCUGUUUUAUCUUGUACUUAAAAGCAAAAGAUCAAACACCUUUCUCUCAUUGAAUUAUGAUGAUGUAACUGGGCAGUCCUUUUUAAACAAGUAAUUUGCAUAACAGAGGGUAUUUGUUUUUAAAGCUUUUGUAAAUAAAGGCCUAAGAAAUGUUUUCUUACAUAACAA
Molecule: messenger RNA, 2590 nt
Organism: Lepidothrix coronata (blue-crowned manakin)
Lineage: Eukaryota; Metazoa; Chordata; Aves; Passeriformes; Pipridae
Gene: CNOT7
Product: CCR4-NOT transcription complex subunit 7
Exons: 7
Coding region: 191-1048 (285 amino acids)
Cellular component (GO): P-body; CCR4-NOT complex; CCR4-NOT core complex
Molecular function (GO): poly(A)-specific ribonuclease activity; nucleic acid binding
Source: RefSeq, a predicted model, not a curated record